ACCUUCCAUAAGUACCGAUACCGCGCGGCCUGAACAUAUAUAUUUCUGGUCUCCUUAGCUAAUUGCCACAGUUACUUCUUGCCAAACCUUGCUUGCUAGCUACAAUGGUGAUCAAAGCGAGGAUUCCUUUGUUGUUCAUCUCCUCUGUUUUGCUUGGCUUUGUGUCUCUCACUAUCGGCGAUGACCGGUACGAUUACGACCAGUGUGCCCGGCGCUGUGCGGACAAACCAGCUCAUGAGCGUCAAGUAUGUGUGGCCGCUUGCAGUCGUCGUCGACAUCGACCGGACGGAAGGACAGUUGAUCCUCGUCACGAGAUUGACCAAUGCCGCCGGCGUUGCGAGAGCCAAGAGAGUGGAAAACGCUGCCGGAAAAGGUGCGAGGAACUAUAUGGAGAUAGAGGAUGGGAACCAGACAUGAUUAACCCAAGUAGAGAUCCGGUAGACCAAUUUGAGCAAGAAUGCGAGAAGCGUUGUGUCGACAUGGAACUUGGCGAACAAAAGCAGCUGCAGUGUCACCAACGCUGCGUGGAGCUUACGAAGGAGCAGAAGCGAUGCCAGCGGAGUUGCCAAAGCCAGCAGGGACGUGGUGACCAUGAACAAUGCCAGAGAACAUGUAUGCAGAAACUUGAAGAGCAAGUAAGGAAGCAACAAGAACAAAUAGGCAGACGGGGCGAGAACCCACAAGGAAAAUUAGAGACUCUUCAGUCGAAAUUGCGAUCUGACGAAGGUGAAAUGUAUGUUCUUGAGGGAUUAAACAUGUGAAGAAAAAACUGUAGAUCGUACUAGCAUUCAUGUACGGUGUGUGCUUUGAAGUAGCUAGCUCAUCGAUCAUACACGUACAGUGAGCUAGCUUUCUUUUUGUUUCUGGGAAGAGCUCUUUCUUUUUGAAUUAAUAAAUGGAUGAGAAGUUUCUAUAUGUAUCU
Messenger RNA from Fragaria vesca subsp. vesca, 922 nucleotides. RefSeq lists its product as uncharacterized. Bases 105 to 761 code for a protein of 218 amino acids. The record is from RefSeq and is a predicted model, not a curated record. The transcript has 2 exons. NCBI's taxonomy places the organism in Eukaryota, Viridiplantae, Streptophyta, Magnoliopsida, Rosales, Rosaceae.